AAGUCAAAUGCCAGGGAGAUCCACCGCGUAAUUAAAAGAAAUCCGAAAUCGAAUAUAAAAUAUUAAGAAAAAAUAAAUAAAUCAGGAUCCCACUUGAACUUGUUAGUGUAAGACCACUAGUAGAUCUGGAUCCGGCCCUAAACUUAACCCCUCUCAGGCUCUAGACUGUUAUAUAGCCAUGUCAAGAAGGCCUGUAAAUCCUGCUCGACGCCUUGUUGAUGGCGGAAGCAUCCCUUUUAUGGGUUCCGCGCAUUCCAAAUCACGCUCGUCACCCUUAUUGCCUGUUAUACUUUUAGCAGUGGGUGCAGUUCUCCUCAUUGGCUAUUUGUAUAGUGGGUCAGGUUUAGUAAUCAGUGAAAAGGAGGCAUUGAGUAAAAUUGAAGGUGAUGUUUCAUGCACGUUAGAAGUCCAGAGAGCAUUACCUGUUCUCAAGAAGGCAUAUGGUGACAGCAUGCGUAAAGUAUUGCAUGUAGGACCUGAAACUUGUUCAGUGGUAUCUAAAUUGUUGAAAGAGGAGGAUACAGAGGCAUGGGGUGUGGAACCAUACGACUUAGAUGAUGUUGAUGCCAACUGCAAGAGUCUAGUGCGCAAAGGCAUUGUGCGGGUGGCUGAUAUCAAAUUUCCUCUGCCCUAUAGGGCAAAGUCAUUUUCUCUAGUCAUAGUGUCUGAUGCUGUAGAUUACUUGACUCCAAAGUACCUCAACAAAACUCUUCCAGAAAUGGCAAGGGUAUCUGCUGAUGGUGUUGUUAUAUUUACCGGUUAUCCUGGUCAGCACAGAGCUAAAAUUGCAGAACUGUCCAAAUUUGGCCGUCCAGCCAAAUUGCGUAGUCCAUCUUGGUGGAUAAAGUAUUUUCUUCAGAAUAACUUAGAAGAUAAUGAAGCUGCCACAAAGAAGUUUGAGCAGGCUGCGGCAAAGAGGUCUUAUAAGCCAGCUUGUCAAGUUUUCCACAUCAAGUCACUUCAUUGAGAAUCUCAGUCUCAUAUCCUCUCUCGAUGAACUUGCUAUUAAAAACCAACAUGGCAAGAGACUUAGGCACCCGAAGGGUAAGUUACAUUUUGUGGUAACUUCAUUGCCGCAUUUUGUGUACCAAUCUUGAGAUAGUAGAUCUUUUGAUUCAAAUAUCAUUAGGGAAGUUAGUUCACAAAGAACUGGCUUCUGCCUUUAUGUAUUCUUUUGUUUUUGGUAUUUGCUGCUGUCCGGACGUGCUUUUUUUUUUUAUGAUCCUAGAACAAAAGUAAUGAUGGUUGUUUAAAUGGUAAGAAUUUAUUAUUAUGUGUCA
Pistacia vera is the source of this 1280-nucleotide messenger RNA. Its product is annotated as probable pectin methylesterase CGR2. Gene Ontology annotation, biological process: pectin metabolic process. NCBI's taxonomy places the organism in Eukaryota, Viridiplantae, Streptophyta, Magnoliopsida, Sapindales, Anacardiaceae. Gene Ontology annotation, molecular function: methyltransferase activity. The record is from RefSeq and is a predicted model, not a curated record. The coding region runs from base 179 to 967 and encodes 262 amino acids. The transcript is spliced from 7 exons.